GGAGGAGGAAGAGGAGGAGGCGUCGAGCGUGUGUGUGUGUGUGUGUGUGUUCCCGCGCACGCGCGCGGGCGGGCGUGCACAGGAGAGCAGCGGCCGCCAUGUUAACCAAGAAGCCCGGAGCCUCGGUCCUCCCGACGGGCAAACCGGGCGAGCCGGUCUUCUCUCCCGGUCACGUCGGCUCUCUGACGACGUCGCCCGUCACGCUGCCGCCUCUGCGUAACAACAACCUCAACCCGCUGACGAGUGGCGCUAAAGCGGCCAUGUCGGAGGGCGUGCAGCUGGCGUCUCAGUCUCAGGUGCACUUUACGCAGCUGUUCGACGACAACGGCGUCAAGCGUCCCCAUCUGAGCGGGCAGCCCAACGGCCUGGCGCCGCUCGCCCCCGUCCGGCCGGGUCCGCCCUUGCCAGAGCGCCACGCCGCCGACGCCGCCUCCGCCCACCACGGCCGCCCGGGCGCCGCGGCGCACAAGUCGUCCGACGGCAAAGCCAAGACCGCCGCCUCCACGCCGGAGCAGGCCAUGAAGCAGUUCAUGUCCAAGAUGUCCUCCUUUGAACACCACGAGGUUUUCAGCUUCCCUGAGGUUUAUUUUGUGGGGCCCAAUGCGAAGAAGAGGUCGGGGGUCCUAGGGGGUGCCAACAACUGUGGCUACGACGACGACCAGGGUUCCUACAUCCAAGUACCGCAUGACCAAAUCGCGUACCGGUACGAAGUCCUCAAGGUGAUCGGCAAGGGCAGCUUCGGACAGGUGGUGAAGGCGUUCGACCACAAGACCCAGACGCACGUGGCGCUCAAGAUGGUGCGUAACGAGAAGCGCUUCCACCGGCAGGCGGCCGAGGAGAUCCGCAUCCUGGAGCACCUGAGGAAGCAAGACAAGGACUCGAGCAUGAAUGUCAUCCACAUGCUGGAGAACUUCACCUUCCGCAACCACAUCUGCAUGACCUUCGAGCUCCUCAGCAUGAACCUGUACGAGCUGAUCAAGAAGAACAAGUUCCAAGGCUUCAGUCUGCCCCUGGUGCGCAAGUUCGCGCACUCCAUCCUGCAGUGUCUGGACUCACUGCACAAGAACCGCAUCAUCCACUGCGACCUCAAGCCGGAGAACAUUCUGCUCAAGCAGCAGGGACGCAGCGGGAUCAAGGUGAUCGACUUUGGCUCCAGCUGUUACGAACAUCAGAGAGUCUACACGUACAUCCAGUCCAGGUUCUACCGAGCACCGGAAGUCAUCCUUGGUUCCAGGUACGGGAUGCCCAUCGACAUGUGGUCCCUGGGCUGCAUCCUGGCCGAGCUCCUGACGGGAUGCCCGCUGCUUCCGGGUGAGGAUGAAGGCGACCAGCUGGCGUGCAUCAUAGAGCUUCUGGGCAUGCCCAGCCAGAAGCUCCUGGACGCCUCCAAGCGGGCUAAGAACUUCGUGUCGUCCAAAGGCUACCCGCGCUACUGCACCGUCGCCACGCUGGCUGACGGCACCGCGGCGCUCAACGGCGGGCGCUCGCGGCGCGGUAAGCUGCGAGGGCCGCCGUGCAGCAAGGACUGGAGCGCUGCUCUGAAGGGCUGCGACGACCCACUCUUCUUGGACUUCCUCAAACAGUGUCUGGAAUGGGACCCCACCAUCAGGAUGACGCCCAGCCAGGCGCUGCGUCAUCCCUGGCUGCGGAGGCGACUCCCCAAACCGCCCACCGGGACCGCCGCGGACAAGACGGCCUCGUCGAAACGGGCGCCCCCCGCCGAGGGCGCCGUCACCUCCAUCUCCAAGCUCUCGGCGCCCUCGGCCAAAACCAGGACUAACCUGGCGCCCAUCACGGACGCCAACGGGAACCUCCAACCGCGGACGGUCCUGCCCAAACUGGUAAGCUGAAAGUGAGCGCACCCCCGUCCGAACCAAUGAGGAAGUCUUCACGAGCUCGCAGAUGCAACGUCGCUUGACUCGAGACUGGCUGGGGUGCGUUCAGGACCGAUGGGAAAGUGCAGCGCUAUGAAGUGGUGUGUUCAGGCUCCUCCGGUAGAGUGACACAGACAAUCAUCACAACGGUGCUGACUGAGGGAACAAGGCUGUUUUCAUCUUUUAGCACAUUAUUUAUCGACCUGUAGACUCUCAAAAAUGUUUUUUAACCAUCAGGUCAACUUGUUUUUAUCUGGGAGAUGAAGCUCACAAACUGGCGCUCGCUAAUUAGCCGUGCGCCUACAGUAUGUAGCUAUUGGCACACUAGUGCGCAUUGGGAAGCGUUAGCCAUAAGAUAAAAAUGGCAUCAAGCUAUUAGCGAGCUAACCUAGAAGAGAAGUCUUACAUCGUGUUCAAUUGCUUAGUUUUCAGUUAGCGCCUCGGUUAGCAUUAUGCUAAAAGACGCUUCUUUGUGUGCGCUUAGCAUCAUGAGGCCCCACGAUGCCAACUCUGAUCUGAGGUUAAUUCGGUUCAGACGCUCUCGCACAAAAAGCGCACAAUCGCUUCACUUUGCUAAUCCUGCCAAUGGACUAUGCACGCAGCACUUGCGCAUUUGGAGUAAGGUGGCGUACUAACUUUCGCGUUUGGGUUACGGCGGUGUGCUAACACGCGGUUGCCAGAAAAAUGCAUACCGAGAACAACAACAGCGUCAAACUCGCCGUCUAUUGGAAUUACAUCAAGUUACCGUGAAUGAUGUAUGAACUUCAUAAUUGCGACACUUUUCCAAGUGUCUGCGAAGUGAUCAAAGGAAAGUGAUUGGAUUUAAUGAGCCAUUCGCAGUUUCACGGUCCGUACAUGCGACGUACGCACGCGUGUGCUUAGGCAUGCGCGGCUUCGUCUUUGAAACUCAACUUCCUUUCUCGAGCACGUGUAACAAAGUGCUGUCCAUCAAGAUUGAACAUAGAUCGAAUAGAAAGCCUUUAUUGCCCUUGUAUGGUGCAGACACAGCAAAAUUGGGGUUAUGAAAACAAGUUAAAAUAAAAUGAUUAUGACGAUGAUUUUCUACUGGCAGGCAUGCAUUACUUCAAACACUUUCACAAAUUUAUACAAAUUCGUCCUUACCUCUGAAAUAACAGCAUUUAUUUUGCUGUCUGCUAUUGUAUGAAUGCAAAAUGGCUGCCUGACGACAGACCCCUCUGGUGCCUUGCGACAACAUCAUGAGGCAGCCUCCAGCGGCAUUCGCAGAAAAGAACGACAAGAAAAAAGAGCUCUUUCCACACUAGGAUGUUUGUUUUCGUUUUCAUGGACGAUGAAGCAAAAGGAGAAAAAGGCACAAAUGUCUUGAGCAGCGUCACAGAACAUUGUAAAACAUCAAACUUCAUUUCGGUCACCUCAAACUGAAGACAUUUUCUCAUCAAGUUUUUUUUUUUUUCUAGGAAACAAUGAUGACCUUUUGAUGGAUAACAACUGCCAAUAUUACAAAUACGUACUCAUUUCAGUCAAACGAAUUGAUUUUUCCUCAAGAAAUUCAGUGGGCCACGUCUUGACCGUUAUUGAUCAAAUGAUAGUAAUAUCACACAUUGACAUAACGAGGUUGUUUUUCUGUCGGAUGGCGUCGACACCGGAAACUCGUACGCCACCUGACCUUCUGCCCAGAAACGCUUUACGUGUUGCCGUGCGUACCGUCCAUCCGAGUGCAAAAAUGUUUUUCCUUCAGUUGGUGUUCGACUUCUUUUCUGCGGUUAGCAUCAUGCUAACUCUUAGCGGAGUCUAAUUCAGGAAUCCUCACAUAAACAGCAGACAACGGCUUCAUAUUUUGCCAAUACUGCCAACUCCACUCCAGCCGUUUACAGUACAAAAAAAAAGAAAAAGACAAUUAUGAUGAUGACGAAGAGUCCGUGUCAACACAGCGUUUUACACUCUGAGGGAGUCAUCCAUUUUAAGCCAUUUUCUUUUUCUAACCUUGUGUGUGUGCGUGUGUCCACAUGAAAAAUCCCACCGCAAGCGAACGCCCGAUGAAGACGCGCCCGGGAUGUUAUUUAUGAAUAUUUAUUAGCGACCUUUUUUUUUUUUUUGACCAGGAUGUACAGCAAAUACUUGAAUGUGUGUGUGUGUGUGUGUGAGUGAGAGAGAGAGAGAGAGAGAGACAGCGACGUGGAACACACUAUUUGCUUUGCAAUAACCCCGAGUGAGACAGCGAAACUUUUUGUGCCUUCAAAGAUCUCGACACCAAACAGAGACGACGAUGCAUUCAAGUACCAUUGGAACUUUUCACAACAGGAAGUUAAACAUGCGGACGCAUCGGCCGGCUGACGUCACUUGUUGCCGAUGACAAUGCGGCAGGGCUAAGCUAACCCCAGCGACUCCGCUACUAGCGUCCAAAUGCUAGUCGCUAUACUGCAAUGACGUUUGUUUUCUAUUUACGCUAGCCCUGAUGCUAACAGCGCUAGUUGCGUGGUUUGAUGGGCACUCAAGCUAGCUGUUAGCAUUAGCAUUAUUGUUUUGGUAGGGCUAAUCUAACACUAGCCAAUCAACUGCUAGCGUCCAAAAUUGUAGCCACUGCACUGAUGUUUUUUUAUUAGUGACACUCAAUGCUAACUGCUAACAGAGUAGUAGCAGCAGGUUUUAACCAGUGAUAAAGCUAGCCGUUAGCACGAACAUUACUGUUAUGGUAUGUCAAACUCAGCUUGGUUGUGAUGAACAUCCAGGACACUUGGUUGAAUCUACCAAAGUGUAUUCCUCUACAAGACUAGCGGUGAGCUAAGCUAACAUUUGCCAAUUGACCGCUAGUAUCAAAAUGCUAGCGGCAGCGCUGAUGUUUAUUAAUGAAGCUAGCCCACUGCAGAUAGAGCACUAGUAGCACGCAGCAGCAUUGUGACCUAGCUGUGAGCGUUAUUCAUUAUUCAAUAGGGCUGAGCUAAUACUAGCCCAUUGACCAUGAGCAUCCAAAUGCUAGCCUCCGCACUGACGUUUGUUUUCUAUUCGUGACGUCGCUAGCACACACUGCCGAGGGAGUGCUAGUAACAGCUUUUGAUGAGCACUUGAGCUAGUUGUUAGCAUUACCAUUAAGGUUCUUUGGUACCUCAAACUAAGCUCAGCUGUGACAAUGAACACAACGUGACAAACACCAAGGGCAAUUUGUCCACUUUACCAAAGUGCAUUCCUUUACAACCAGGCAGGUAAGCUAGCAGCGAGCUAGCUGCCGAAAGGGAUGACAGAACAAGUGGAGAAAUAAAUCCAACCUAACUUGCGAAAGGCGGCGGUUACACAGUACUGACCUCUUGCUAGCAUGACAAACGCUACAUGUUGAGCGCAGCUAGCGUGCUAGCCAAUGACGAUAGCUUGUUACGGACGGAUGCUACUGUUAGCUGCGCUGUAUUUUUGUAGCGUUUGUAAUUUUCGACGUGUAUGUAUGAUGUCGUGCGGACAAAUUAAUGCUGCGGCCAGUUUUACUAUGUACUGUACACACACACACACACACACCUUUUUAGUGAGCUUUUGUUACUUUAUAUUGUGGUGGAAUAUGAAUAUUAUUAAUAAAAGUCUAUUAUUGGCCA
This is a messenger RNA of Phycodurus eques (leafy seadragon), 5431 nucleotides long. It is a transcript of the gene dyrk2, whose product is annotated as dual-specificity tyrosine-(Y)-phosphorylation regulated kinase 2. Bases 99 to 1850 code for a protein of 583 amino acids. Lineage: Eukaryota; Metazoa; Chordata; Actinopteri; Syngnathiformes; Syngnathidae. The record is from RefSeq and is a predicted model, not a curated record. Gene Ontology annotation, cellular component: nucleus. Gene Ontology annotation, biological process: peptidyl-threonine phosphorylation; peptidyl-serine phosphorylation. Gene Ontology annotation, molecular function: protein serine/threonine/tyrosine kinase activity; protein serine/threonine kinase activity; ATP binding. The transcript has 7 exons.